AUGUCUUCUUCCUCUUUGCAGCACGGUGGUUUAGCUCAGGAGGGCAUGGUCGAUGAUGUUCUUAGUGACACCGAGGAUGAAUUAUUGCAACCCGUACUUCCCGUUUCCCGGAAACCUAUAACCAAACCGGGCAAACCUCCCGCAACAGGCGAAGAAUACCUACAAAUGGUAAGGUUGGAGGCCAGCAAGACACAAAACGUCACCGUCUCCGAUAAUGUCUCCGAUAGAAGCAGCAAAGUUAAAAUGGCCGGAUGGGUUAAGAGAGGUUGGGCGAAUGCGGAGACCACAUUAAUCGAAGAACAGGACAGACAUAAUAGGGAAAGUGGACUGGUUGACGAGGAAUGGGAGAAUCGAUUUCUGGAGAGAUUCCAGAAUUUACGAAAGGCAUUGCAGUUGCACAUGGAUGAGGCGUCAAAGGGAUCGCCUUCGUCAGGCGAUUCUUUAUAUCCGCCGGCGAAACUACCCAAAAGUCAAGAUGAGGCCGGAUGGUCGAGGUUUUGCUAUGGCUUGAAUUUUUCGGGUGUCGACUCCCCAAAGUUAACGAGAGAGGAUGAGGGCGACGAAGUUGCUGCCAUGAUGUUGCCUAGCUGGCACAUAAUAUCGAGAAUGGAUCAGCCCACGACAAUUGCUCUACUCUCUUAUCACAUCAGAUGGUUGAAUACCGGAAUGUCCAUAGCCAAAUCUCAAUGGCUUUUUGCCCUGCUUAUCAGAAUCGACAAAAUUUUGACUCCUGAUCAAAUGUCGAUUCUUCGAGGACUCUGUAGGAAGUGUAUAGAUAUUCGCAGAAGUUUGAUGAAAGAGUUUUCCACGGUGGACAACGAGGACGACACAACCUUGGCUUCAUUAAACAUGAUAAUCACCAUCAUAAGAAAUUACUUUGGUCAACGGGAUUUAGGAUGA
Molecule: messenger RNA, 900 nt
Organism: Acaulospora colombiana
Lineage: Eukaryota; Fungi; Glomeromycota; Glomeromycetes; Diversisporales; Acaulosporaceae
Source: the annotation of a GenBank genome assembly